UUUAGCCCUCUGAGGAUCUCUUCACACGUAAGGACACAGUCCGGCGUCAAAGCCUCCGGGAACAGACAUGAAGGACCCACAGCUCCCAGGCAUCAGAGUGCGACUAUGGCCAAAGCAAAAAACAAACAAAAGUUCAGACAAGCCACCAAAGGUGGAAAAGUCAGCCUUGGCCCCCCCUUCUGCCACCUGUGUCAUCCCACAGCUUACUGAGGCAGAGAAAAUGAAGCAGACCCCAUUUGAAAGGAUCAUCUACGACAUGGCUCACAAUGAGAGGAUAAUCAAUGACCUGAUGCUGGGGCGGAGGGUUGGCUUUUAUGAGCUGAGGGGAGAGAUCGGUCAUGGAAACUUCUCCACAGUGAAACUGGGGGUCCAUGCCCUGACAAAAGAGAGAGUUGCUGUUAAAAUUGUGGACAAGCCGCGACAGGGUAAGAAGUGCUCACCUGUCAACCCCCUGGAGAUCAGCUGCAUGGAGAAGCUGAACCAUCCCAACAUCGUGCGCCUUUACGAGGUGAUUGAGACCAGCAGGAGGCUGCAUCUGGUGAUGGAGUACGGCAACGGUGGAGACCUGUUCUCCAGAAUCACCACCAGAGGGAAGCUCGAUGAUCUGGAAACCAAACUUGUUUUUGCUCAAAUCAUCUCCGCUGUUAAACACAUGCACGACCGCAACAUCGUCCACAGAGACCUCAAAGCAGAGAACAUCUUCUACACCACAAGUUACUGCGUCAAGGUUGGAGACUUUGGCUUCAGCACAGAAUGUGGCUCCAAUGAGCAUCUGACCAGUUUCUGUGGCUCUCCACCCUACGCCGCUCCUGAACUCUUCAGGCAGAAAGGCUACAACGGCCAGCACUCGGACAUCUGGGCUCUGGGUAUUCUCUUGUACUUCAUGGUGACGGCGACUUUACCCUUCUAUGGAGACAACAUGGGGAGGCUGAAGCGCUGUAUCCUGCAGGGGGCUUACAGCAUCCCUGCUUAUGUGCCUGACCCAUGCCAGCUUGUCAUUAAGGGAAUGCUGCGAACCGUGCCUGCUGAUCGCACCCCAAUCUCACAGAUUACAAACAGUACUUGGCUGAGAGGGAUUGAAUACCCUCAACCAUAUGUGUUUUUACCUCCAUCUCCUGCUCACUUUGCACAGGCCAACCCUCCCUUGAGUGUGGAGGAGGAGGAGGUGAAGAACUUCAUGUCUGCUUUGGGUGUUACAAAAGUCCAUUUUCAAAACAAUCCCAAUUUGGACUGUAAAAGCCCGUUGACAGGGACCUACAGGAUCCUCCUCCAUAGAGCCCAGAAGAGGAGGUUAGUGGAGGCUGUGGGAUACUCAGCACUUCAUCCUGAAGACUACGAGAGUCCAAACAAGUGGACUGAAACAUCCAUUGGUAAACAGAUUCCCUCCGCUGUUUGCGUUAUACUAUAGAAGAAAUGGCUGGUGCUUCAGACUCGUGGACCUUGUUAUAUCACAUGUGGAUCAAAAUGUCCCACACAUGGAGGAUGAGGGCCCUUAAUAGGCUUUCUGUUCUGAUCACAGUGGACUUACUGACACAGAACAUCGUCUCCGAAUGGCUAUCAGCAUCUUCCAAUCCCUCUUAGAGAGAACGUAAACCCUGUGAGGUAAUCCAGGACCACAGGUAAUCCCGCUCAGGGAGAACAUGCUUCCUCUGACAGAAAACGUGAGCAAAAAAAAAAAAACAA
Molecule: messenger RNA, 1683 nt
Organism: Nothobranchius furzeri (turquoise killifish)
Lineage: Eukaryota; Metazoa; Chordata; Actinopteri; Cyprinodontiformes; Nothobranchiidae
Product: serine/threonine-protein kinase NIM1
Biological process (GO): microtubule cytoskeleton organization; intracellular signal transduction; protein phosphorylation
Cellular component (GO): cytoplasm
Molecular function (GO): tau-protein kinase activity; ATP binding; protein serine/threonine kinase activity
Source: RefSeq, a predicted model, not a curated record